AUGGACUUUGACUUAGAACCUUCUUUAGAAGAAUUAAUUAAGCAAGAUACUUUGAAGUGGAUAUUUGUUGGUGGGAAAGGUGGUGUUGGUAAAACCACCACAUCAUCUUCCAUUGCAGUUCAAUUGGCUUUGCAACAUCCCAACGAUGAAUUUUUAUUGAUUUCAACUGAUCCAGCCCAUAACUUAUCUGAUGCAUUUUGCCAAAAAUUUGGAAAAGACGCAAGAAAAGUUGAAGGAUUGUCCAACUUGUCAUGUAUGGAAAUUGACCCUGAAGCUGCCAUGAGUGAUUUACAACAACAAGCUCAACAAUACAAUAACGAUCCAAAUGAUCCAUUGAAAAGCAUUAUGAAUGAUAUGACCGGGUCGAUUCCAGGUAUCGAUGAAGCCUUGUCUUUUAUGGAAGUCUUAAAACACAUCAAAAACCAAAAAGUGAACGAGCUGGAUGAUUCCACAGACAAGAUUUCCUAUAGAACAAUUAUAUUUGAUACUGCCCCAACUGGACAUACAUUACGUUUCUUGCAAUUACCAUCGACAUUGCAAAAGUUAUUAGGCAAGUUUCAGCAGUUGUCAGGGAAAUUGGGUCCAAUGAUGAGCAUGCUUGGUGGAGGUGGCCAGGGACAACAAGAUAUGUUUGCUAAGUUGAACGAAGUGCAAAAAAAUGUCGAGGAAGUCAAUGAGCAAUUCACCAACCCUGACUUGACGACUUUUGUUUGUGUUUGUAUCUCCGAAUUUCUUUCGCUUUAUGAAACUGAAAGAAUGAUUCAAGAAUUGAUGUCUUACCAGAUGGAUGUGAACUCAAUUGUGGUCAAUCAAUUGUUGUUUGCAGAUGAUGACGAAAACCCAUGUAAAAGAUGUGUGGCAAGAUGGAAAAUGCAAAAGAAAUAUUUGGACCAAAUGGCCGAAUUAUAUGAAGAUUACCAUUUGGUGAAAAUGCCUUUGUUAGGUUCUGAAAUCAGAGGUGUUGAGAAUUUGAAGAGGUUUUCAAAAUUCUUGAUCAAACCAUAUGAUCCAAAAGUUGAUCGUGCAAUCAUAACAGAAAUGAAAGAGCAAUAA
Candida dubliniensis CD36 is the source of this 1053-nucleotide messenger RNA. Its product is annotated as guanine nucleotide exchange factor. Gene Ontology annotation, cellular component: GET complex. The record is from RefSeq and is a predicted model, not a curated record. NCBI's taxonomy places the organism in Eukaryota, Fungi, Ascomycota, Pichiomycetes, Serinales, Debaryomycetaceae. Gene Ontology annotation, molecular function: ATP hydrolysis activity; ATP binding. Gene Ontology annotation, biological process: post-translational protein targeting to endoplasmic reticulum membrane. The coding region runs from base 1 to 1053 and encodes 350 amino acids. The transcript has a single exon.